AUGCCGAAUAGUAAAAUCGUUAAUCCUGCUCGUCCUGUUGAUCCCCCUCAACCAACCACCAUUUCAAUCACUUCACCUUCUCCUUCACCAUCAAUCAAUCCUAAAUCAAAUGAAUCUCUGACUAAUACUAAAUUACCUACUUUAUCGGGUAUAUCAAAUAUCAAUAAUCCAACUUUAUCAUCCUUAUCUAAUAGAAAACACCGACCUAAGUCACUUAAUUUAUCUCAAACUGAUUCAAACUCAGAUGUCGCUUUAAGAAUCGUAAGUCCUGGUUUACCUCCAUUAAAUCAUGAAAUGAAAUCAACUAUGAUUAAAUCUCAAAAAAUUGAAUUACAACAACGUCAUUUAAUCGCUUCUAUUAAUAGUAGUACCACCAUAAGUUCAUCACCAUUGUCUGGAUCUGGAGGUGAAGAAAGAUCUUCACCUGUAGUGAUUUCAACUUCAACUACCUCAGCUACUCCAACUGCACCACCAUCAACCAAUACAAGUAAUGCUACUGCUGCUAAAACAACAAAUGAUACUGCAAAUGGAUCUAACUCUGCUACAGUGGCGUUCAAUUCUACCAAGAGGAACUUAACUCAAAUGGCUGAUGAAUUAGAUUUGAAAUUAAAUGCUAAAAAUUCAAAUGAAAGUAAUGGUGGUCGUUUAAAGAGAUCUAAAGUUCCUACUCCAUUAAAUUUAAAUUCAUCCCUUAAUUCAAAUCAUAAUCUUGCUCCAAUUAUUCAUUCCGCACCUAUUAGACCUCAUAAUCAUCCCUACAAUCAGCAACCUGUAAGACAAUCUAUCCCUAGUCAAGCCCAACUCCAACAACAACGUCAGCAACAACAUCAACAGCAGAGAGCUACUUCGUUUGCUCGUCAAAGAUCUAUCAUAUCACAACAUCAAGAUCGUAAUUUAGCAGUAAGAAGAUUGCCACCUACAAUACAACGCGUUCAAUAUGUUCCUAUGCCAAAUACUCAAGUCACUUAUCUGAAUUUCGUCCCCCAACAUAUACCAACUGGAUAUUAUCCUGCUCCAUCACCAUAUGUAGGAAGCAAUGGUAUUUAUCCGCAACCUCGCAGAUAUGAUGUACCUUAUACUUCUGUUGGUUCUCAUUUUCCAAGAGUAGGGAGAUACUUCCAAACUCCCACUGCAAGAUACCCAUAUCAUCCUUACGGUGAACAUGAGGUUGUUGAUGUGGAUGAAGUUGAUAAUGAAAGUGAAGAAGAUGAUGAAGAUGAUGAUGAUGACGAGGAUGACGAGGAUGAUGAUGAUGAUGAAGGUAAAGUAUCUAAAUCAGUAUCUGUCACAGAUGUAUAUCGUGAUGAAGUAUCUGUUGCAGCUCCUUUAGCUUCGCAACCUUUAUCAGCCCAACGUGAACAUUUUAAUCGUGAAGAAAUUGAAAAGGGACAUCCUCAUCAAGAAGGAUCAGGAGAUGAAAAUCAUGCGGAUGAAGGUGAUUUAAAUGAUGAUGAAGAUGCUAAUGGUGAUGAUGAAAUUGAACGUAAGAAAUCUGAACAACAACAUCAAUAUUACUAUUAUCAACAACGUCAACAUUUAGGAAAUAAUAAAAGUAAGAAAUCAACCACUAGCUCAAGACUUAAUCAUUCAUCAAGUAUUAAUAAUCAAAUUGAAGCUAUUAAGAAUGGUGAGAUUUUUGGUUCGAUAAAUUUAAUGAAUGAAAGUGUAUUUAAUUUCAGAAUCUUUAAGAAUUCACCUAAUAGUACUACUGCUUCUGAUCAACCAACUCCUGCUGUACCACGUUCUAAUAUAAGUAGUUCAACUGAUCCAAUCCCAUCACCUGAAUCACAAUGGAUUUCUAAAGAAAAAGCUAAAUUCCUUAAGAUUUGUGAAACCAGUUGGGAUAAAUUCGUGGCUUCAAAAUUCCCAGCUGCAUUUGUUAAACCUGGUUCAAGUUCAACCUCGAAAUCAACUAUAACAACAAAUUCCACAGUUCAACCAACAACUGGUGCUACUUCAUCUACUACGAUUCCAGUCCCAGCUAUUACAAAAUCAGAUAAUACCCCAUCAUCAGCUUAA
This is a messenger RNA of Scheffersomyces coipomensis, 2019 nucleotides long. RefSeq lists its product as uncharacterized. The record is from RefSeq and is a predicted model, not a curated record. The transcript has a single exon. The coding region runs from base 1 to 2019 and encodes 672 amino acids. Lineage: Eukaryota; Fungi; Ascomycota; Pichiomycetes; Serinales; Debaryomycetaceae.